This is a messenger RNA of Alosa alosa (allis shad), 1035 nucleotides long. RefSeq lists its product as uncharacterized. NCBI's taxonomy places the organism in Eukaryota, Metazoa, Chordata, Actinopteri, Clupeiformes, Clupeidae. Bases 313 to 1035 code for a protein of 240 amino acids. The transcript is spliced from 5 exons. The record is from RefSeq and is a predicted model, not a curated record.
ACAAGUGUGCGGACCGCCUAUGCACUAGGAAUUGUGACCCUUUUUCCAUAUCUGCAAGAUCCAUAUUCAAAAAAUGGAUAUGAACAUUACUAUGAUCCAGACGCCAAUACUGGCUACCUUGCUUGGAGACUCAAGACAGUCCAACGCAACAGCUUUGAUGGCUCCCACAGGUGUUCCAGGCCUGAUUUGCAGGACAGCCCAACAACCUAUCGAGAAUCCCUGUUAACCAGUCAGCAGCUCUUCGGUGAGGAGUGUCGGGAGGCGCUUUCUGUCAUCAGAUACUCUACAGAUCAUUCCGUGAUAAAAGAGAGAAUGAGAGCCACCUUUGAGUAUAGACAGAAGCUAGUUCAUGACCAGGAUGCAACAUCUACAGUCUUGGAUGUCUUCCCUCGUUUCCUUGAUGUUCCUGGAUUGAUUGACCAAGAUUUUUCCAUGAUGUUUGGGGAUGAAGUAUCUGGGAAAUUUCUGGCAAAGUGGCCCUCAUUUUUCAUGCAGAAAGUCAUCACAGAAUGCCAGAGUCUUCCCUCAAAUAUGCAUGUUGAGGAUCUUCUUGCAGCUUUUGACUCUGAUGCCGAGAAUGACUUUGGCUGGGAUAGCCAUAUGUCAGCUCUCCUCCUGCUGUUGCAUCUCCUGCCCCCUACAAGAGGCCAUAAGAAAACAGCUAAGAUCAGCUCAGCACAGGCAGCCAACCAUCUUGUAAGAUUUCUUAAAGAGGGUGCAAGCCUCACCACAUUCCUGGAGAAAGUUGAUGCAAGACAGCCCUUCCUCCUCUGCAUCGGUGAGAAAAAGAAGAGAAUCCAGAGGUUCUUCAUUGUCGUGGACCAGAAACCCAUCCCAAGCAAUGCUCAGAUAACGGUAGCUGCUUUCGAUGAGCUGUUUAAAGCUCACUACGUCUUCAGCCUCUCUUACGAUGAAGUGCUUACCAGCUUCUACACCUUCAUCCAGACAGCGGUGUACAAUAUUGAUAUCGGAAAAGCAAAGGAAAGCCCGCGAGUCAAGGAACUGAGAGCUCGACUACUCAUACCUGCAAACUAG